UAGAAGCGGAAAAAAUAAGCGAGAUCUUUUUAGUGUAAUAAUGUUUAAUCGGUUUUUAUGACUGAACCGCUGCAGUAUCUACAUUUUGAAUACUGCGAAUACUGUCAGUAAACGGAAUAAGUGAUAAUCUGUACACCACCCAAUUCUCUCACCACCCAAUUCGGCCAAACUCCUUGGCCACAUAACUUCAAAAAGCCACAGACGUAAAAUUCCAUAUCAAAUCCAGUCACUUCCCUAUCCAAGCUCAACAAGCCGAAAUUAAAGGAAUAAUCCGCUCCACAACGAUAAUAUGGUAUGCAUUCUUCGAUUUUUCCAGUAACUUCAGUGUUUAACAGCCUGCAGUACACCAGAUUUUCAAGUUCAGCAAAUAACUGCUUACUAUUACUAAAAAUAAGACAUAAAGAAAUCCGACGAACUAAAAGCGCUACAAUUGCGACGUUUUACUCGAAAUAUACAAAUACGGAAUUAAUCCAAGACGUGUUUACUUGUGACAUGUGCAAGUUGAUGCGGCGUAUUCAUCCAAAAGCGAUCUCCAGUGGGACACCAUUUCCAAUGUUUCCGGUUGAUUAUGCAUUUGACUUUCCUUAUCAAAAUUCCUCGAGCGGGGAUGCUCUGGCACAGGAACCUCGUACAAAUGUUUGACUGCAUCCAUUCGAAAUCCGUCCACACCUCUUUUCAACCAAAACAGUAAAACAUCAUCCAUUGCCUGGACAACAGCCGGACAACGGAAAUUCAAGUCCGGCUGGGACGGAAGGAACUGGUGGAGAUAGUACUGACUCCGCCUAUCGCACCAUUCCCAUGCUGAACCACCAAAAACACUGUUCUAAAUCAGAAGGGAUACUCUCGUGAUUAAAAUUUCGUCAGAUAUCGUUCAAAAGAGCACCUACCCAAAGGGUCGGCGGAGCCGGUAUGGAAAUGCCGCGCCUAUUCACAGACCGGGAAGUGUCGCCGCUGUGCCAUACGUAGUAAUCAGCGUAUGGAUUGAUCCGAUUGUCCCGACUGGCCUCAAACCACGGAUGUUUGUCGCUCGUAUGAUUUGGCACAAAAUCCACGAUCACAUAGAUACCUAAAACCAGUGCGGGAAGUUCGUGUCUCCGGCGGCCGGAAUGCGAAAAACUUAGCAUGCCAGCACAAAUCUGUUUUAUUGGCAAGCAGCAUUUCAGCUGUGGUUGGACAGGUAACGUGGAAAGUUAAAAUGUACCCAGUGAAUGUGCUGCACUGAUCAGCUGAUCAAAGUCGGCAAGCUUUCCGAAUAUGGGAUCAACCUGACAGAAGUCCGAAAUAUCGUAGCCAAAAUCUUCCAUGGGCGAUUCAUAAAACGGACUUAUCCAAAUUGACUCAAUACCGAGUUCCUUCAGAUAAGGCAAACGUGAUGUGAUACCUGCAAUAAAGAACAAAAUGAACUAAAUUCAGCACUUCCAGCACCAGUUUGCGGAUUGUUAUUGAAAUUAAACUUCUUACCUGCAAGAUCUCCAAUUCCAUCUCCACUGGCGUCCUGAAAGCUUCUCGGGUAAAUUUGGUAAACGAUUGUGUUGUGCCACCAUUCUCGGUCGAAAGUACGCUGCUCAUCAGAUGCUGCUGACAAAUUCUUUCCCAAAGGAUACAGAUCGAAGCAAAACUUUUUAUGUUGUCUCCGACGGCUUUUGUCGGUCUGAUCAGCUGCAGAUAAGUCCAUGGCGGAAAAAGGAACCCACAAUCUAAACAGGCGGAUGUCGGACAAAAGGUGGAGGGAAAAACUGACCUGUUCCGCCUUGGAUGGUCUGCAAUGCUUUUGAAAAUGUAGCGAAAGGAAAUGACAAUUUGAUAGAUAUAAGAAUGCAACGAGUAAUCAGUAAUACUGCAUUACUAAUAGAGUAACAGUAGUGUAAUUUUAUUAAAGAAGUAAAUGCGGAAAACGGCAACAGGUGAAUUAAAUCUGCUCUGUUAUAUCCGUUCGUGGGAACGGUAAAAAAGAAAUUCGCGAAAAUUUUGUGAUAACAUCAGCUGAUAUAAUCUCCCAGCUUCGCCUGAGGGUGGCUGCUGCACACGUCAGGAGGUACAGGCCCUUCAUUGAACAUGUAAAGCGACAUGAGCAAAUCCAAAACAAUCUGGGUAGGUCGUUCAUACCAUGCUCAUUCUUACUGUAUCAUCUUUCCAGUUAUUAACAGCUGGUUUGCUUUUUGAAAGGCAUAACUAUAAGUAUAACAGUUGAAUCCCCCUUUUACUCUGGAUUGUUUUUCUUUAUUUGGCUACCAUGUCUCUCCGUGAACCAAAGUUUUCAUUGGUCGAGUUGUUUGAGUAUAACAACGAGACCAGUCGCAGAAAUGGGACGCACUGCGGAUACUGCCAGGGGAGUCGAAGUAUUUCUGAUGGGAUUUGGGGAUAUCGUUUAACGGUAACGGAUUAUCAGAAUCUGUUACAAAGAGGAUGGCGUCGGAGUGGCAAAUACAUCUACAAGCCCGUGAUGAAGAAAACCUGCUGCCCGCAGUACGCUAUCCGCUGUGAAGCACUGAAGUUUCAGCCGACUAAAUCGCAGAAAAAAGUACUGCGGAGAAUGUAUAACUAUCUGGCAUGGGGCAAAGGCGAGGAGCGUAUCCGCUCCACGACCGUUGCUGCGCGCAUGAAUGGUCAGUCGUCGGAUUCCGAUUUGCAGGAUGCUCUGGAUGACGAUGACGACAGCGCGUCCACCUCGGACGAGAUGGAGGUGGAAGGCGCAGGUGGCGCCGAAGAAAUGCCCCACGUGGAAGAGCCGCCUUCGGACACUCAUCCGGAAAAUAUUGUCGUUAAUUCUGACAAUAUACCAUCCAUCGGGCACCUGCCUGCGCCAGUUCCAAUCAGCUCCAGUUCGCUGACGCAGCCCAUCGUGGUCACGCAGAGAAAUCAUGUUCCACCCGCGAAAGGAAAAGGCCCGGAUCCUAAUAAGCCCCUUCAGCGGAAGGCUAAAGAGGUUCGUCGCGAGAAGAAAGCUCAGAAAUUGCUCAGACAAGGAGUUAACCCUACUCCACCGAAAUCUAGCAAAUCGACCAGCAACAGUUUGGAGACGUAUUUAGAAAAGCCACUCCCAGAUGAGCCUAAACAUCACCUGGAAUUCCGCCUGAUCAGCACCAGUGAUAAUGAUCGUGAUUCGGAGUUUACGCGGACAUUCGACGACGUAUUCCAGGUGUACGCUAAAUAUGAGCUGACCAUCCACAAAAAGGACGCCGAUCAUCCCACACCCAAACAGUUCUCGCGUUUUCUCGCCGAAAGUCCCUUACAGCGGCAGCUGGCGCCUGAGCAAGCAGAUAAUGACGAGGGCGUCUAUGGUAGUUUCCAUCUGCAUUAUGUGCUGGAUGGAAAAAUUAUCGGAGUGGAUGUCGUCGAUGUACUACCGGAUUGUUUGACCUCGGUGUAUUUUUUCUACGAUCCCGAUUACAGUUACUUAUCACUGGGCACUUACUCCGUUCUACGCGAGAUGUAUAUGGUGCGCCAGUUGCACACGCGCUUCCCGUCGAUUCAGUUUGCUAGUUUGGGAUUCUACGUGCACUCAUGCGCCAAAAUGCAUUAUAAAGCCACAUUUCAGCCUUCUUUUUUAUUAUGUCCCGAAACAUAUACUUGGCAUCCACUUCCCGCAUGCCUUCCCAAGCUAUCUGUGACAGGAUAUCAGCGUCUGGCUAGACCGGAAAUCCCGGACGAAGAAGGAAGAGUGUGUGAAUAUGUCAACCAGACACUAAUUUUAUUCAAGCGGAAUCUUAUGACGUUUGAAUUAUAUCGCAUUACACUUCAGAGAUCGGUACAGCCUGCGGCUGUAGUGUUACGAAAGGAAGUCGAGAGAGUGACGGGCUAUGCGCUUUUGGUGGGACGCCAGUGUGCGCCCACAAUGGCGCUGUACUGUGAUAAUGCCCCUAUUCAUCAGCCGUCUUCGUGAAGCCUUCUGACCAUGAGCUAUAAUUGUGUGGUACGAUUCCGCUGGUUUGACGUUUGCCAGUUGCAAGCCAUGAAUUCGAACUUGGGACUUUUGUUUUGUACUUGGCAUUGUUUUAUUAGAGUGCAAGCCUUAUUAUCGUGUUCCCUUCGCUUCUCGCGCUAAUGGUUCUGUACUUUUGAAAUGUGCACGCUACAGUGAUUUCUUCCUGUGAUUUCCAGACCACCUGCAUUUUGUGUGUCAGCAGUCUGCAAACGGUAUGCUACCGGACUUGCUCCAAUUAUUCGCACCGUAAAACAAAAAAAACGAA
Messenger RNA from Paramacrobiotus metropolitanus, 4190 nucleotides. RefSeq names its product arginyl-tRNA--protein transferase 1-like. Gene Ontology annotation, molecular function: arginyl-tRNA--protein transferase activity. Gene Ontology annotation, biological process: protein arginylation. Gene Ontology annotation, cellular component: cytoplasm. The record is from RefSeq and is a predicted model, not a curated record. The transcript has 7 exons. The coding region runs from base 2234 to 3883 and encodes 549 amino acids. NCBI's taxonomy places the organism in Eukaryota, Metazoa, Tardigrada, Eutardigrada, Parachela, Macrobiotidae.